Centruroides sculpturatus (bark scorpion) is the source of this 852-nucleotide messenger RNA. Its product is annotated as probable glutamate receptor. The annotation marks the transcript as partial. NCBI's taxonomy places the organism in Eukaryota, Metazoa, Arthropoda, Arachnida, Scorpiones, Buthidae. Gene Ontology annotation, molecular function: glutamate-gated receptor activity. The record is from RefSeq and is a predicted model, not a curated record. The transcript is spliced from 6 exons. Gene Ontology annotation, cellular component: membrane.
GCAAAUGCAUUUUCAGUUUUAACUUUAAAUUCGCCUGGUAAUGGCAGCUAUUAUUUUCAAUGUGUUUCUAAUUAUAUUUUCCCUCUACUUUUUUACAAUUUUCAUAAUAGGAUAUUGAGAAUUGUUUCUUUGGGUAGUUUUCCAGUUCGACAUAUCCCAUCUAAAGAUGCUUCCAGAUGGUCUGGAUAUGUUUUUGAUGUUAUAAAUAUUCUUGCAGAUAAUUUAAAUUUUAGUUAUGUUGUUGAAGAUCAAAAAGAUAAAAUUUAUGGAAUAGAAAAAAAUGGAAAAUGGAAUGGAAUGAUUGGAAAACUCAUAAAUGAUAAGGCAGAUAUUGCAGCAGCUGACUUAUCUUGGAGUCCAGAAAGAGCAGAAGUUGUUGAAUUUACUUUUCCUAUUUUUCCUGAAUAUGUCACAUUUGCAUAUAAAGCACCAAAAUCAUUAAGUCGAGCUUGGAUAUUAUUUGAAACAUAUUCUUAUCAAGUUUGGAUUUUCAUAAUAGUUACCAGUUUUAUUAUUGCUGGUACAAUAUUUAUUUCAUUAUUCAUCAAUCAGAAAAUAAGAAAUGAAGAUAAUUUGUGUAUUUCAAACCUUGCUGGCCAUGCUCUUAAUUAUGCAUUUAGAACAUUAGUUGGAAAAAGUUGCAAUACAUUGCCUAAUUUUGAAUCUGUUCGAUUGAUUAUUGGAAUCUGGUGGUUGGCUGUGGUCAUUUUCACUGCAGUUUACAGUGGAAAUUUAACUUCUUCAUUAAGUGCUUAUAAAACAGAGCUACCAAUUGAUGAUUUGUUUCAAGUAGCAAAAAAAUAUCCUCAUUUUAAGUUUGGUGUAAAGGAAGGAUCUUACUUAUCUUUUACG